Ipomoea triloba (trilobed morning glory) is the source of this 1047-nucleotide messenger RNA. RefSeq lists its product as uncharacterized. The coding region runs from base 134 to 697 and encodes 187 amino acids. NCBI's taxonomy places the organism in Eukaryota, Viridiplantae, Streptophyta, Magnoliopsida, Solanales, Convolvulaceae. The transcript is spliced from 3 exons. The record is from RefSeq and is a predicted model, not a curated record.
UUUAAUUUCCUAUGAUAUUCUCUUCCUAUAGUUCCUAUAAAACUCCUCGCCUUGCGAAUCUCAGAAGAUCGAAGAAACUUUUUUUCAUUUUAUUCUUCCGUAAUCGCUGCUCUGUAAGGACUAAGGAUUACUCAUGGAAGACAUGAGAGCUGCUCCGCCGCCAGCGAAAAAGAAGCGCCUUGACGUCGCGCACUUGCAGAGCACCCCUUACUUCAAGAUGCGAGCCAUAGUCAAAGAGCUUCGACCCCAUAUCAUCGAGGUUCUCCGUACUCCUGACUUCCGGAAUUGCAAGGCGGCUACUGAAAUUCGUCAAGAGCUGAAUCUUCUGAUGGAUCUUUGCAAAGAAAUGGCAGCAGAAACAACCGCACCAGAAAAACCUAAGAAUGCAGCCGAAGGUCGUACUUUGUUGGAUAAUAUCGAGGAUGGACGAAAGCCUGGUUCUUUCCACCAAAACACGAAAGCUUCAGAGAAGCCUUCGUCAGAGAGGCCAUCAAUGAAGCCUUCUGAAGAUCACAAGACAAUCUCCUCCGAAAAUCUCUCCUCAAAUCAGCACACUGUCGAUGCCAUUGCCCAAGGGACAUACAUCGUAGGUGGAUCAGCGUUCGGGUGGAAUUUUAUAGCGUAUCCUGGCACUACGACAGUGUACUAUGGCCGAACAAAGGAGGCCUUCCGAUCUGCAAACCCAAAAUCUCAAUGAGAGCUGGCGUAGGCUUCAAUUUAUGCCAAUUUUAUGCAAAAUGAACAGGCGGUUAACUCGGUUUUGUAGUUUUGGAGCUCAGCAGUUGUAAUCUACAUGAUCAGCAUUUAUAGUUUGCAGACUAACAAGAGUUUUAAGGUGUUAGUGGAACAUCAAGUGUGUCAGCUUCAUAGUUUUUUUUAUACUGGUUUUCACAUGUAGAUGCUGUAUUUCUGUGGCAAACAAAUCUACUAAUCAAGUCCAUGUCAAAAUGAAAUUUUUAUAUGUUAUUCAUUUGUUGUUUAAAACUUUAGAUCAAAGCUUGUACCAGACAUUUUGAUUUACAGGAAAGCCCUCGGUUAUUGCCCAAA